AUGGCGCCGGCGCUCCCGGACCUUCGCCGGCUCUUCGAGGCGCAGGAACGCAUCCCGACCGAGACCGCGCUCGGGAUCAUCCAUGAUGCGCUCGACCUCAUGGACAUGGAGCCCAACGUGCUCGAGAUCCAAGCACCCGUCGUCGUCUUUGGCGACCUGCAUGGGCAGUUCUUCGACCUGCUCAAGAUGCUCGACCAAAUCGAGUUCUUUGCCGACAAGCCCGAACAUGCAGAUCGCAAGCUGCUCUUCCUCGGCGACUAUGUGGAUCGGGGCGUCUUUUCGUGCGAAGUCAUGCUUUUCCUCCUCUGCAUGAAGAUACAUGCGCCAAGCCGCGUCUUCCUCCUGCGAGGCAACCACGAGUGCGAAGCCAUCUCGUCCUUCUACGGCUUUCGCCUCGAGUGCAAGGCCAAGUACGGUCUCUCGGUCUACUUUCAUUUUAUCGAGUGCUUCCGAUCGCUGCCGCUGGCUGCCAUCCUCGAUGCCCCUGAUGGACGCAUCUUUUGCGUCCACGCAGGCCUUUCGCCCGACCUCGACACGAUCGCCGAUAUUCAGGCCUUGAACCGGCGGCAAGAACCAACAACGAGCGGUCCGCUCUGCGACCUUUUGUGGUCGGACCCGGUGCCCGAGUACGAAGUCGAGCUGCCGCUCGCCGACGAAGGCGACAACCGUACACCGCCCGAAGAGACAUCGUCCUCCUGUGGAACCAAAACCGGGCUGAAGAAGCGGCCGUCGAUCGUACCCGAGACGGCGCGCUGGUCGCCCAACGAGGUCCGCGGGUGCUCGUAUUACUAUGGCUGCUUGGCCGUCUACUCGUUCUUGAACCGCAACAAUCUGCUGUGCAUUCUGCGCGCGCACGAGCUCCAGGACGAAGGUUUCCUCUUUCACUUUUCGUCACAAGCCUACUUGCCGCUCGACACGCGGCUCGACACGAGCUUCCCGCCUGUCAUUACGCUCUUCUCGGCACCGAAUUACUGCGACGAGUACAACAACCUCGGGGCCAUGAUGUACAUUUCGGACGCACCCAACGGCUUUGACGUCGAGCAGCUCCAGGCGACGCGACACCCGUUUCCACGCCGAUAUGCGCAGUCGGAAGGCAUGUGGUCACUCUUCGAGUCGACGCUGCCGUACAUUCCUCCAAGCACAAAGUUUUUCGAAGACAUGGCCGAGCUCAAUGACGUCGGCGCCGUGCCCGUCGACUCGGACGAGACGACGGGCACACCACUUCGGCGCUACAGUCGUGGCGCGUCCGCUGUCGGGCUCAUCCUUGACGAGCCGGUUGCCAUCGACACCCCUGCAAGCGCGGCCAAGCUCAAGCGCCGACGGUCGAGCGAGCGCCAUCCGCACGCCCUCAACCCGGAAUGGGACGCCAUUACCCUUGAGUGGAAGCAAGACAAGAGCAUUAUGGACGAUACAUCGAGCACCGUCGACAGUCAUCUUUCUCCAGACCAGUCCAAGUUCUUUUCGACCAAGGAGCUCGAGAUGCUAAAGCUGAUGUUUACGCUCAUGGACGUGGAUGGCGACAUGGUGUUGCAGCCCGACGAGAUUGCGCGCUUCAUCGAACGCAUCUUGCUCGAGCCGAUCUCGGACGAAAAGGCCAUUCUGUACACCAAGGCCCUCGACUGCAACAAGGACGGCUACGUCGACCUCUCGGAUCUGCUCGAAUGCGCGGCCAAGAUGAAGCAGCGAUUCCAGCGGCAGCAGCAGCGCACGAAGCGCCGGUGGUCGCUCUGGUACCUCGCGCCGCUCUUUGCGACUGCGUUGGCGCUCGUGUGGCUCAAGGCGGGCAACACUGCGCGCCGGCGUCUCGCACUUUUCUUGCUGCCGUGCAUGGGGCUCCUCUACGGUACGCGGCGCCGCGUCAUGGAGUGA
This is a messenger RNA of Saprolegnia parasitica CBS 223.65, 1869 nucleotides long. RefSeq lists its product as hypothetical. The coding region runs from base 1 to 1869 and encodes 622 amino acids. The transcript is spliced from 11 exons. Lineage: Eukaryota; Oomycota; Saprolegniomycetes; Saprolegniales; Saprolegniaceae. The record is from RefSeq and is a predicted model, not a curated record. Gene Ontology annotation, cellular component: cytoplasm; calcineurin complex. Gene Ontology annotation, biological process: calcineurin-mediated signaling. Gene Ontology annotation, molecular function: calmodulin-dependent protein phosphatase activity; calmodulin binding; calcium ion binding.